Molecule: messenger RNA, 813 nt
Organism: Triticum aestivum (bread wheat)
Lineage: Eukaryota; Viridiplantae; Streptophyta; Magnoliopsida; Poales; Poaceae
Product: BURP domain-containing protein 11-like
Exons: 1
Coding region: 36-479 (147 amino acids)
Source: RefSeq, a predicted model, not a curated record
CCUUGGUCACACCGACAAUCCCGCCAACCACCUCCAUGCCAGCUCUUCUUCCCCGCGACAUCGCUGACUCCAUCCCAUUCUCCACCGAGCACCUCUCAGACAUCAUCACGAUGUUCGCGCCGGCGUCCCUCACGAUGACCAGAGAGAUACGGUGGACGAUGGAGACCUGCGAGCACCCACGGACGCUGCCCGGCCAGAAAGCAGGCUGCGCCACCUCCCUCGAGUCCCUCGCUGAGCUUCCGGCGUCCCUCCUUGGGAGGAGCAAUGUCCGCGCGUUCUCCGCCGUGGAUCUGCCCAUGGAUGACCCGGGAAAACCUGCGCUUAGGGGGAGGUACAAGGUGACGGCUGCACGGAAGCUCUCCGGGUCAUCAUCUGAGGUCGUAACCUGCCAUGACCUGACCUUCCCGUACGCGGUGUACUACUGCCACACGUCCAGCCCUACGGCUGCGUACAUGGUGACGCUGGCGAGCGUGGAAUAGGGUGCCUCGCCGGCGACCAUGGAGGUCAUGGCCGUGUGCCACCUUGACACGUCAUUGUGGAGCCCGAAGAACCCGUUCUUCGAGCUGCACAACGUUAGACCAGGUGAUGUGGCCGUGUGCCACUUUCUCACUAAGCUGAGCAUUAUCUGGGUGACAGUCGAUGAGCAUGCCGACACACUGUAGAAGGAAAUGCUCACGUCCGGCCACACCCUACGUAUCUGUUUUAUGUUAGCUAUGUGGCCUAUGGCAUGAAUACGAUGUAGGCUGAUCGACGUGUAUCGAGAUAUGUGGUAUGAAAUAAUUGGGUGUUGCCAUCCGUGUGAUCUUAGUCAAA